CCAAGUCUGUGCACAGAAAGAGGGGAGGAAAACUCAGAGGGAAGUGGCCUCUCACCAAAACCGUUUACGUUCUCAAUACUGGCCAGAUUGAAACUGCCACUCCGGGAAGAGAGAGGCCCAGACCCAGAACUCCCACCUGUGUGAGGCUGUGUUGUGAGAAGUCUCUGUUCAGAUCUGCCCUGCCGUUUGGCACUCUCAGCUACCUCCCAGAGCAGGAUUGGAAGAGCUGAAGGGCCCUGAAGCCCCUCAUGAAUCCCCGAAAGAAGGUGGACCUGAAACUUAUCAUUGUUGGUGCACUUGGUGUGGGAAAGACCUCUCUCCUUCACCAAUAUGUACACCAAACAUUUUUCGAGGAAUACCAGACCACGCUGGGGGCCAGCAUCCUCUCCAAAAUUCUCAUACUGGAUGACACGACUUUGAAGCUGCAGAUCUGGGACACGGGUGGUCAAGAGCGGUUCCGCUCAAUGGUAUCAACAUUCUACAAAGGUUCCGAUGGCUGUAUCCUGGCAUUUGAUGUUACUGAUCCAGAGUCCUUUGAAGCCCUGGAUAUCUGGAGGGAUGAUGUCCUGGCAAAGAUUGUCCCUAUGGAGCAGUCAUAUCCCAUGGUGGUGCUGGGGAACAAAAUCGAUCUGGAAGAUAGGAAGGUGCCCCAGGAGGUGGCCCACGGAUGGUGUCAAGAGAAGGAUAUGCCAUACUUUGAAGUUAGUGCGAAGAAUGACAUCAAUGUGGUGCAAGCCUUUGAGGUCCUGGCCAGCCGGGCUCUGUUGAGGUACCAAGGCACCGCAGAGAAUCACCUUGUAGACUCCAUCAAGCUCUCUCCAGGCCAGCCAAAGAGCAGGUGCUGCUGAUCCUGGACUUCCUCCGUACUCCCAAUGACAGCUGUGCACCCAUGCCAAGCUCAAUCCCACCAGCCAGCCGGGGCUCAGCUAGGAGGCUGAGCGCUGCAGCAGGAGAGAACCGGCCCCUGAGAAACCAUGGGACUCUAGAUGACUCAAGCUCUUCUUGCUCCUCUCCCCGAACACAGUCCUGCUCAUCUCUGCAGACACGCUGCUCCCUUGAGCUACAGAUCUACGGCUUUGGACGGAGAUGCGGCUCUGAUUCUCUCAGCAGCCAGGACAUGGACCACUCCUGACAGGCAGAAGCCUAAAGGCCUGAGACUUCCCACAGCUUCUUCCAGGGAGAGCUGAGGGAACAAGUUGUCCCUCUUUCCUGGGUGCUCAAAUGGCUCCCCAUCCCUGAUGGGGCCUCAGUGUACCCAUCUGCCAAAUGAGACUUCCCAAGGUUCCCGGUAUCCCAGUGUGAUUUGAGGACCAUAGCUCCAUUAAAAUCCCACCUGCUGGCAUGGACACACAUGCUCGCUCCUUUGGGGAAUGUGUAUAUAUAUAUUUGGCUUUUCAAGACAGGGUUUCUCUGUGCAGCCCUGGCUGUCCUGGAACUCACUCCGUAGACCAGGCUGGCCUCGAACUCAGAAAUCCACCUGCCUCUGCCUCCCAAGUGCUGGGAUUAAAGGCAUGUGCCACCACCGCCCAGCUGGGGAGUAUUUUUGAUGCCUUCUAUGUACAUUGCACUGAAAUCUGGUGACAUACAAAGCAGACAUGAAUCCUUCACUCCCAGCAGACAUGAGCAGGGCAGAGGGUAGAAACUAGGUGCUAUUUUAAACAAAAGGAUCAAGAGGGCUUUCCUGUGAUGGUGACCGUUGCACGAGCUGCAGGAAGAGCCUGUCAGGAGAGGGAGCAGCAAGACCAAGCCCUGAAGCCAUGGACAGCGUGCUGUAUUAUAUGGGAAAAGUCUUUUCCUGAGGACUCAAAGCUGCUGUCUCAGAGAAGGCCAGGGAUAUCCUGUCCCCAGAAGGUACCUUGGUCAUUUGAUGACUGGCCACCAGGGGGCAGAAGUGUCCUCUGCUUCAAGGCCGAGGAGUUCUGGGGACACUUGAAAAGCUGGUGUUUGUGUCAAGAAAAUGGUUGAAGCUUGUUCCCAAGCCAUGGGAAAGUCGACCCUGGGCUAGCUGGGUAAAAAAAAAAAAAAAUCAAAUGUCCUGGGUGAAAACUUUAGGAUCCUUAAUUCAGGCAACAAAUCAAAAUCAGAGACAGAUCCACACAGCGAGGUAUUUGGAGAGCUAUGGAUUCUGUGUCCUGUACAUUUCAGAGUUAGAACCCGUUUUUAAUUCUGGCUUCACGCAGCACAGAUAGGGUGGCCCAUUCUAAAGGAGGUGGAAGAAUGAACUUUCAGGAUCUGCAAUGGUCAGGUUCAUACCUCCUGCCUUCCGCAGGCAUUCUUGUGUCCACAGAAGUCUUCCCUCCCGAGUUCCAAGCUGGUCAGAGGUAUUCAUCUCUAGGAAGCAACUGACUCCAAAGAUUUCACUGAAAAGCAGGUAGCCCAGGGGUACUAACCAGGGGCUCUAGGGACCCUGUCUGCCCCCGCCUAGCUCUGAUGUAUAAUGAUCAUCUCACCAUGGACAGCAGUCACAGAAACAGUGAGCCCUGUGUCCUUCAGAGAUGAACACUGGGCCCCCAUCACAUGUUGGCGUGGCUCUCCUGGAAGUCAGACUGUGGAGGGAUGUGUGGUAUGGGGUUACGCAUUCAGCAUCACGAUGAACGUAAGGACCAUAUCUAAGAGUACACACCAAAUAGUGUUUCCGUUGUUUUUAUCCUUUGUGGGACAAUAGUCCCUCUUGGUCUGUGGUACCAGUCUCAGUUACCCAUGGUCAACUGUGGACCAAAGAUAUUAAAUAGCAAAUCCCGGAAAUAAAUAACUUACAACCUUCAA
Messenger RNA from Mastomys coucha (southern multimammate mouse), 2766 nucleotides. RefSeq names its product RAB7B, member RAS oncogene family (gene Rab7b). Gene Ontology annotation, molecular function: GTP binding; GTPase activity. Gene Ontology annotation, biological process: phagosome-lysosome fusion; endosome to lysosome transport. The record is from RefSeq and is a predicted model, not a curated record. The coding region runs from base 249 to 848 and encodes 199 amino acids. The transcript has 7 exons. Lineage: Eukaryota; Metazoa; Chordata; Mammalia; Rodentia; Muridae. Gene Ontology annotation, cellular component: late endosome; phagocytic vesicle; lysosome.